Messenger RNA from Eurytemora carolleeae, 2333 nucleotides. RefSeq lists its product as uncharacterized. The transcript has 23 exons. Bases 73 to 2295 code for a protein of 740 amino acids. Gene Ontology annotation, cellular component: cortical actin cytoskeleton; apical plasma membrane; adherens junction. The record is from RefSeq and is a predicted model, not a curated record. Gene Ontology annotation, biological process: actin filament organization. Gene Ontology annotation, molecular function: actin filament binding. Lineage: Eukaryota; Metazoa; Arthropoda; Copepoda; Calanoida; Temoridae.
GAUAUAAUCGCCUACCACCGUAGAUAGAAUCCUCUUUUCAGAACUUUAAGAUAUUAGAAGUAAAACAUAGAAAUGGCGGAGAAAAGAAGAAAAACCUUUAGUGAUUCAAAAAGUUGUAGUUUAGACAGUGCGAAUAUUGAGAGAUCACAACUCUCAAUUGAGGAAUACAACAGGCUUAGGGACCGAAGUACAGCUUCUUGGCUGAAGAAAAGUACAGAAAAGUUAACUAGAUUACCAGAGUACAUGGUCAGAACUGGAAGCUUAAAGAAUAGGAAGAUUUUCAACGAAAAUUCUAGAUUAUCAGCCUUAUUCACCAGAGGAUCUACUGAUAAUUUAGUCCGUUUCCACUCCUUAAAGCUACCUGCGGAUUCAAGUAGGAAGGAAGGAAGGGAUACAACAGAACUAAUUUCACAAAAGUUUACUGGGAAAAGAGAAGAAAGUGAUUUAAACGCAAACAGUAUUUGUGACUCGUACAUAACUGAGUGUACAAGUGAUAUAAGUAAAGCUGCAGUACACAGAACUUGUCCUGAUGAUAUUGUACUGUCUACCCAAUCUCCUAGCUAUGUACUGCAGACUGGUUGCUAUUUAUGGGCGGGAGGGGUUUACCACAGAGACAGCUAUAUAAUGCAACGAAGAGAGGCUUCCACGAAAACUAGAAGAAGGAAUGCAAGUGUGCGUGAGUGUUCAGUAAAGGCUGAUGACGAUAGGUCGGCUAAACUAGAAAGUGAAAGCAAGGCAAAAAGAUAUUCUGGUGAUCUAGGCCGACCACCUGUAUACCCACCAAGAAAAGAAUCACUCAAAUCUGAUCAACAAAAAUAUAAAGAGAAAAUAUAUGGAGAAUUAGCCGAAGCAAUUUACGAGAUACCUUCAGAUUGUUUUAACACUAGAGAGAACCAAUACGAGAUCCCAUACUUUCCUCAGGACCAGAAUCCAAGGUUACCUGACUUGGAAGAAUUCAGAAAAAGUGUGGAUUCAGUUUACUGGGAUAUGGGAAAGCCAGCAACAGAAUCCAGAAUUUUUGAAGCAAGACAAACAGAAAUGCAUCCAAGCAGCCAUCGAGACUUUCAAACAAACCAUCCCCAGGUUCAAGAGCCAGUUAAAAAAACAAAAGAAAACAUAGAACAAUCUCAAUUAGAAAACUCGGCCCAUUCUGGUGUUAAGAGGGAUGAAAAACUUUUACUCGGAAAGCAAAAAGAAAACUUGUGCAAGCUUUCAAAUUUGAAGGAAAACCAUAAAGAGAACAUGUUCAAUUUACAACACCAACAAGAAGAAAACUCCAAAUCAUCCAAUUCAUCAGAUAAACAAGUAAACUCCUAUUCAUUGGACAGACGAGGGGAACAUUUCUCGAAUUUAUGGAGAAAAGAAGAAAACUCGACGAAUUUACCGAUCAAACAAACAGAAAACAAAUUAUCAAAGUUUACCGAAAAUGAAAGAAGUAUUCUUGAUGAUCAAGUUUAUCAAGAUAUUGAUCUAGAGACAAAAUCAGGAUGGAGUGCGGGAGAGAUACUCCAGGUAGAAAAGAAACAGGCUGACCUCCAUCCAAAGAAAGACAGUGACACAGAAAGAGAAGGAGGAAGAAGAGAAGAUACGCAUGAUGAUGGGAAAGCAAGAGGAGGAAAUUAUGUACCUGGAGAAAUGAAAAUAUUUCAAGAAUUUAGAUUUAAACGCAUGCUAGAGUAUAAGGAACCUCCUCCUUAUUCAGAAACAGACAAACAGAUGAUACCUGAUAGACAAACACGGAUCUUAAACGGAUCUACAGGGUUUUCAGACAUUAGAGGUUCCAAUUUAAAAUCUAGAAUGAGGAAGAGAAUCGAGGAUUUAGAAAAUGAAAAGAAGAAUGUUGAGCUGAAGACUAUAGAAAAUGAAAGAUUAGGAUCCCAGCUAUCUACGCAGUUUCAACUCUACGCAGAUACAAAAGAAAUCAAACAAUUUAGUGUUCAUAUUCAGGAACUAGGGUCUGUAUCCUGUCUUAUACUAGGAUUAGUGUGUCGGUUGGCCAAGGUGGAAAGCACAUUAAAGGAAUCAAAUUUCUCCGAUAAUUUGGAGGAAUUUCAAGUCAGAGAACGAAGAGAUAGAAUAUUCCAGCAAUUAGAAGAGGCUAGAUGGAUAAAAAGAAGCAUUGAUAAGCGAUCUAACAGAGUUGAAUGCUGUGUAGAGAAAUAUUUAGGUUAUGAAGGAUUGCUCUCUUACCAGGAAUAUAUAAGAUGGAAACUGGAUUAUCUCACGGAAACAAGAGAAUUAGAAGAUAAACUUGAACUCAGUAGGAGAGAACUCAGAAGAAUAGAUGUCUUUUAGAGUUGAGAGAAUAAAUGUUUUCAAGAGUUGAGAGAGAA